This is a messenger RNA of Bemisia tabaci, 2466 nucleotides long. RefSeq names its product mitochondrial ribosomal protein L45 (gene mRpL45). The record is from RefSeq and is a predicted model, not a curated record. Lineage: Eukaryota; Metazoa; Arthropoda; Insecta; Hemiptera; Aleyrodidae. Gene Ontology annotation, cellular component: mitochondrion.
UAACAAAGUAUCGAAAACAACCUCAUUUCACCUUUUUGUAAUCGUUUAUUUCCUCAAAUUUGAUUAUAUUAGCCGCCUGUGUGUUCUUCAUCUUCUUGGAAGAUAUGUAAACUAUAGUUUUACAUCCGUUCACCGGGCAGAACUUUUGGUCCUAUCAAAAAAUUUGCAUCCAUACAGUAAGCAUGUCUAUCAUCGGCCGAAAUUUGUUGAAGGUGGCUGUCGCAAGGCCCAAUGUUCCCUUGAUAUCCAUAAUUCCAGUGCGAUUUCGUAGUACUAAACAUUGGAAUCCAAAAUGGAAAAAAUUAAGAGGCCUCAAAGUCCAAAAAUUAGAUUUACCAGACUUUCAUAAAGAUAAAGACAUGAAAGAUCUCCCAAAUAUGUCAGCAGAAGAAGUAAGAUCGUUUUUCAAGGAAAGAGGUAUACAACCCACACGCCCGUGGCGAGAGCGAGAUAUGUUUCUAACGUGCACCAGGAGUAUUUUUGAAUCAUAUGUUCCUCCUGAAGGUGAUGGAAAAGUUUCUGUCCUCUCUAAGGAAGGUGUUGCACAACAAUUGUCCUUUUUGAAAAAGAAGACCAACAGUUGGAAAGCUGUUCGUAAAAUAAGAGAAUAUGAAGAUGGAUUUGAGUUGUAUCCAAAUUUUGUUGAUGAAGCCCAAGACUGCUAUAUCAAGGCACACCAAGCUUUAGCGGAGAAGGACAAAGAGAAAUUAUUGGACUAUGUAACUGAAUAUGCUUAUGGAGCUAUGGUCGAAGGGAUUGACAAUAAAACAUUUCGCUGGAAUUUCAUCAAAUCCUUGGAGGCCCCCAAAGUUGUUCAUGCUCGAGAAACUAGUGCUAUCACUGAUAACAACAUAUUUGCUCAACUAACAGUGCGGUUUCACACUCAACAGACCUUAGCAAUUUAUGACAGAUUCGGUCGACUAAUGUAUGGAAGUGAAGUUGUGGCGAAAGAUGUACUGGAAUAUGUUGUGUUUGAAAAGCAUAUUAUAAAUGUUUACGGUAAAUGGAGGGUUCACGAUAAAAUCAUACCAGAUUGGAUGCCCCCCAGAGAACCUCUAUCAAAAACCCAAGUCAUUCCAAGUGGUCCAACACAGGCUGAGAGCACCCCAGAAGUUGCAACUGCACAGGUCAGCACCCCAGAAGUUGCAACUGCACAGGUCAGCACACCACAGGAAAAACCAGCUGUUUCAUCCUAAUCUUAAAGGAUAAAUAUCUCAAAAUUUGAGUAGUUUUUUUGGCAUUUUACCCCUAAAAUUUUACUCAUUUGUUGCGCUCAUGUUUUACUUGAUCAAAUUAUGGCUUCUUUCUCAGACAUAAAUUGAGAUCUCUUAUCAGUAUAUUACACUGAAGACCUUCUUUCUGUACAUAAAGAGAACAUACGACCAGUUAAAGAUGCGUUGAGAGUAGCUUAUUAAUCAACAAUUUUAUAAGUGCUGCUGUGCUGAUCUGAAAAGGAGUAUGAACUUUUAGACAGUGGCAAAUUUCUUCGAAUAAAAUGAACCAUCUGGAGAACUUAGGGGCUCUUUUCUUUAUUUUUUCUGAAGAAUUUAAUUCACAGUUUUAAAUAGCAUAUCCAAACAUUACAAAGAGAAAUACUUUAAUUGUUCUCUUAAGUGAAUUUUUUAAUAGAGAUAAUUCUUCAUUAAUGGAAUAAGCGUUCUUCAUAGUAUCAAAUAAUCUUUCUCCUUCCAUGUACUGAAAGAUGUAACAUUUUCACAACAUGAACAUUUGAUAACUGAUACGCUACGCAAAGGUUGAUGAAAUGCUUACCAAUAUAGUUAUAAAGAAGUGAGUGCCUAUGUUAUAUAAAUGACGUGUGAAAUAGGACUAUUCUUCAAUGAUGGAAAUGGAUCAUUAAUUUGUAUACCUUAUGUGGACAGCCGGCUGUAUUAAGAAAACUUAUCAUACAAUUUGAAUACAUAUUUGUUAUAAUUGGAUUACAUUUUGCAAUAAGGAACCACUAUUUCUGGCUCUCUCAUAAAAGCACUUAUCUGCAUAGGAAAACCAAUGGCAUGUAUGUUGUUUCUAAAAUAGACCAGAAAUAAUGGUUCCUUUUUGCAAAAUGUAAUCCAAUUUUAACUGUUGAACAACUCAGCUUUUGUAUUUAUUCAUUCACAACUGUCUGUUCAGUUUAUUAUCACCUUUGUUCACUCUAAAACUGUCAGUGGUCAGCAAAGCCAAAAAUGUCUUUAAAAUGACAUCCUUAGGGUCCUUUUUACUUAUACGUUCUGGUUUCGAUCAUGUAUGAAAUCUAAGUCUGUUUUCCAUCAUUUACUAACGUCCAGGAUUUCCUUUUCUCUAUUUUUCAUCCUUGAGUUUUGGGGGUGAGAAAUUUUUGCAUUUCAAUAUUACAAUGAAGAGCUGAAAAUUUCUUAAUUUCUCAGCUGUUGCACUUAUUUUUUGUGUGCUACUUGCAAAAUGUUUGUUUAAUUUUUUCAAUAAAUUGAUUUUUUUCUUUAAAAAAAA